Gryllus bimaculatus (two-spotted cricket) is the source of this 477-nucleotide messenger RNA. The record is from the annotation of a GenBank genome assembly. NCBI's taxonomy places the organism in Eukaryota, Metazoa, Arthropoda, Insecta, Orthoptera, Gryllidae.
AUGGAAAAAUUGGGGCCAGACUGGCUGCGUUCGCCCGCUGCAGGGGCCCGAGGGCCGCGCGUCAUUCAGUGGAGUAGAGCGGACGCCCACGAGCGCGCCUCCGCUCCCGGCGGGCUGGCUCCACCAGCAGCGAUCCAUAACCCUGGCCCGCAGAUCAGCGCGGUGCAGAUCGGCGCGGUGCCCGCCGACUGGGCCGAUCGCAUAAUUGAGACGUUUGGUAUCAUUUUGAACAGCAUCAAACAGCAGUACCUUCUUUGUGUAAUGACACCUGAAACGAGUACCAGCAUUCGAGAUGUUUUGCUGGAUCUGAAGGUCGACCGCAACCCCACACGAGCAUCGGAGCACGAAGAAUUCAUUGCCAACAUCAACAGACAGGAGCUGGCUCGCAACGAGGUGGCGCUGCUGGAGCGGCGCGCGGAGGAGGCGGAGGAGGAGGUGAAGAUGGCCACGGCCAAGAUAAAUUGUAUUCACCUAUAA